Drosophila sulfurigaster albostrigata is the source of this 3769-nucleotide messenger RNA. RefSeq lists its product as uncharacterized. Bases 305 to 3769 code for a protein of 1154 amino acids. The transcript has 4 exons. The record is from RefSeq and is a predicted model, not a curated record. Lineage: Eukaryota; Metazoa; Arthropoda; Insecta; Diptera; Drosophilidae.
UUGCUUUCGACAUGUGGUCACAUUCAGUCUGAUUGGCACAACAAACACGAAAAAGUUGCAAUUGACGCUGGCGAUGCUUUUGCACUUUUGCCAAAUAAAGCGUGCAGGAAUUUGCGUACGCACAAAAACGCAGCAAACGCCAGCAAAGCAAAAUAGUAGUAGAAAAGGUAGUGAAAAUGCGGCGCUCGUUAAUUAACUAAUUAACAAAGUGUGAAGAGAACGGGAAUAGAUACAAAAUAGGUGUUGCUCCUGACCAAAAGUAGUGCCCCAAAAAGAAAAAAAAAAUCGUAGCACAAGUUUUAAUAUGACAUCAUACGCAAAUGACACAACGACCACGGCCGCAGCUCCAACAACGACAACAACAACAGCAACCUCAAACUCAGGAGCAGCAGCAGCGACAGCAGCGACUUCGGAAGCUACUGCAGUCGACGCAACUGCAGCGCAGCUCAACAAGCAAAUGUCUAGUAGCAAUAACAACAAUGGGCGCUACGACGAGGAACAAGAUAACAGCAGCUUGGAUGGCCGUGAAAAAGCCGACACGACGCCCGAGAACAUCAAGAAGAUUGCCGAGAUCAUAAGCGACAAGGAAGCAGCGGCUGCAGCAGCGACGCCUACGCAACAGCGACUGCAGCAUCAUGUCGCAUCGUCUGGCUUUGUAGGACUUGGCGCAGCCAUCGAUGAGUCAAACGUCAAGUUUUGCCUUGGCAAGCCGCCGCCGUCGCCGGCUGAAAAAGCGACUGUGCUGAGCCGAGCGAAUCAUCAUCAUCCACAUCAGAGCAACACCAACAGCAGCGGCGGCAACAGUAACAGCAGCAGCAGCAACGCUCACAAUAAUAAAGCCAACUCUGCGGCGGAUGAAGACGAUUCGACGGCAUCCAAUUCGACAACAACAACGAAGCAAUCGCUGGCCUUUACCAUAGAUCACUUUGACGCCUCGGAGAACGACGCUGCGGCGCAAGCGGCACGCUACAAGAACAUGAUGGAGCGCUUUCAGAGUCGCCAUCGUCGUGGCGCUUCCAUGUCCAAGCUGGAGACUGAGACGAGCAUGACGACGCCGACGGCAACAUCGUCGACGACAACAAAUGGCACAAGUGGCCGGCACUCACAGCGCAGCAGUCUCGACGCCGGCAGCAUGAUGGCACAUGAUGAUGGCUCGGCAGCUGCCACGCCUACCACGGAAGUGGCAACGCCGGCGGUGAAAAUGCGUGUGCGUGAACGCAGCGCUUCCCGUGUGCGAGACGCUUCCAAGCGGCACAGCUGGUCGCCACGCAGCUCGGCAACGAGUGGCCACAUGGAACCAGCAACAGCACCAACAGUAACUGCUCGUGUCAGCAGCAGAUCGAAGCAAAUGCAACCGACGGCACCGCCCAAGGGCGCGUCCAAUUUGCUGGCGAAUCGCACAGCGCAGUUUACGCCACGUUCGACGGCCAUGCAGCUGGCGUUGCAGCAAGUGGAGCUGCUGUGUCCGCAUCCGCCGCUGGACGAUGUCAAGCAGGUGGCCGAGGAGGAUGCGGUCAGUGAGGCGGGCACCUAUACACUGGAUGGAGACAACUAUACGGAGGAGCAAAAGGAUCUCAUGAACAUUGAUCGCAAUGCAGCAGCAGCGGCGGCUGCGGCGGCGGCUGCUGCAGGCAAGUUGCGACCCAAGCAGCUGGCUGUGAAACCGCAUCGUGGCAGCAAUGUGCUGGAGGUGAAUUACUAUCACGAGACGCCGCAGCAGGAGCAGAAGGGCAACAGCAGCAAUGCCAACACAACUGCCGCUUAUUUGGAGCAACUGAAAUCGCGUGUGUUGCGCCAGCAACCAGUGGCAACAACGACAACAACUGCAGCUGCACAGGCGCCACCAACACCGCCAUCGCCACGCACACCGGUCGCCGCCGUUGCUGCCGAUGUGGGCUGCUUUACGAGCGUAACGACGAGCGGUGUGCUGGCCAAGCAGCGAGCACUGGACACGCAUCCGAACAAGACACGUCACGCCUCGCACAGUCUGUCCACGUCGCAGAUCGAUAGCUCCGAGUAUGUGAGCAACGAGGCAAAGCUGCGUCACGCCCAGGCGAUGGCUGGCAGUGCCACGGAUCGCCAGAAGGCCGAGUAUCGCCUCAAUGUGUUCACCACCAGCACGACGCAACAGCAUCAUCAUCAGCAUCAGCAUCAGCAUCAGCUGCCCGAGACGCCGACAACGCCAACGAUGACGGAGGCAGCGUUGCUGCAGUCGGCGCCCACAAAACAGGAUUGGAUACAGGAAUGGGCGCGUAAUGCGCGUGCCCGCAGUCUGGCGCAGGAUGUGAGCAGCAGCUCGGCCAGUCGACGCAAACAGCAGGCGCAGGCACAGCUCAUGACACGCAGUUACAACUGCUCGGACACGGCGGGCGAUUCGCUGACCGAUGACAGCCUCAGUUUGUACAGCCAACAGCAACAGCAGCAGCAACGUCAAUAUGCCAAUGCGGCAGCAAAGCUUAAUCGCAGCCUGGCGGAACGCUAUCGGCUGCUGGGUGACUGUGACUACGCGAGCGAUCCGGCGUUGUGCAGCCAUGGCGCUGCCGUUGGUCAAAUGCAGUUGCCGGGCGAGCCAUAUAAGCCGCCCAAGAGUCCCAGCAAGAUACCAUCGCCGCUGCACACGCUGGGACGUGCGCGCAGUGCCAGUCGCUCCAGGCCAGCCAUCGAUCAACAGCAGCUACAGCAACAACAGCAGCAGCAGCAAUCGUCGUCGUCGCGUCGCAGCUCGGUCAAAUCGCCGGCAGCACAAUGCAGUCCACAGCAUAGUUUGGAGACGGGCUACAGACGCUCGCCAUUGCAUCGCGCUCUCAUGACCAGCAGCAUCAAUGAGGCACAACUGCAGCUGCUCACCAGCGGCGAGUAUCUGCUGAAGCAGCUGCAUCGUCGCAAGAAUUCGCUGGACGAUGUCGAGCACGAAUUGCCGCCAGCGGUUGCUGGUUCCAUAUCGCCGCUGCGACGCUCCAGCUCCUUCCAGCAGCAGCAACGUGGAGUGCACGGUGUGCGUCAGGCGCGUCCCAAUUUCCAGAAUUUAUACACGCCGCCAGCGGCGCGACACGUGCAACAACAACAGCAGCUGCAGCAGCAACAGUUGCAGCUGAAGAAGUCGGCGAGCAGCAACAACUUUGAGCAAUCGUACAGUGACUACGACAACGAGCUGCAGUACUACAUCAACGAUGAGGAUGAACUGGGCACCACAGGACCGUAUUACUCCAGCGGCGAAGAGGACAUCGAUGUGGACGAUGUGCAGCAGCAGCAGCAGCUGCAACAGCAACAGCAUCAUCAGCCGCAUGCCGGCGACGCGUCGGUGCCGCUGAGCAAUACGCGACUCAACAAGGCACUGCUGAUGCGCAUCGAGCGCAGCAAACAGCGUGUGGCUGGCAACGGUGCUUCAACUGAUCGUCAGACGCCAGCCAAACCGAGUUCGGCGCCGGCGGGCAAACUGAGUGCGGCUGCUCAGGCAGCGGCCGGACUUGUGGCAUGCCCCAAUACGCCCGAGUUGCCGCGACGUGGCAUCAAGAGUGCACCGCGUGCCGCGUCGGGCUGCGGACCCAAGACGCGUCAGUCGAUGCCACGUGAAACGAGUCUCAGUCGACUGGCGCAACAGGUGCCCAGCAGUUUGGCCAAUGCCAAGAAGCAGCUGCUGCAGACGGCGAAUGCGACGGCACGGGAGCAGCAACAGUUGCGUGUGCAGCCCAAGUACCUGGACAUUUCCAAGUACAAGUCGGCGCAGUCGAAUAAUUUUCUGCGCAAAACGAUUCGAAGAGCACCCUAA